Molecule: messenger RNA, 7388 nt
Organism: Larimichthys crocea (large yellow croaker)
Lineage: Eukaryota; Metazoa; Chordata; Actinopteri; Sciaenidae
Product: CREB-regulated transcription coactivator 2
Biological process (GO): protein homotetramerization; positive regulation of transcription by RNA polymerase II
Cellular component (GO): cytoplasm; nucleus
Molecular function (GO): cAMP response element binding protein binding
Source: RefSeq, a predicted model, not a curated record
AUGAUUUAUUUGCAGCUGUUCAGUCUUGAGCAGCUCAAAUGAGCCUACUUUAUUUUAUUUCAUUACUCUGUUAAUUCUUUAAGUAUGUUCCCACAGUAUCAUAAAUAAUACCUGUUUCUAUGACACAGUUUAUUGUCAUUAAGGCUAUUUUAGCACUUAAAACUUGUUAAAUCGAACAAAUGUCAGAUUUCUACUUUAAUAUUCGAAUCAUAUUUAAUCAGACUUCAAAGAACAUGGAUUAAAUGUCCACGUUCUGGGUGGAAACACGCAUAUUUUAUAAGAUUUGGACCCGUCUCCUGACAGCGCAGCACUUGGCUGACAUUUGUAGUCCUCGGCUGGAAGCAGCUGCAGAGUGAGAGCUCUUCGCGUUCCGCCGCCUCUCUGCUGAAAAUCGUUCCACUACGUCAGGUCGUCCCGUCCGCUCGGUGAAGAUGUCUGCGACGGGUACAGGCGGCUGUGGACCCGGACCCGGACCCACCUCUGGCUCCGGGUCCGGGGCUUCGAACCCCCGAAAGUUUAGCGAGAAGAUAGCGCUGCACACCCAGCGACAGGCCGAGGAGACGGCGGCCUUCCAGGAGGUCAUGAUGGACAUCACCUCGACCAGGCUCCAGGCCCAGAAGCUCCGUCUUGCCAGGAGUCAGGGUCCGUACUACAGCGGCUCGCUGCCCAACGUCAACCAGAUCGGCAGGAACCCCCAGGACUUCCAGGGCUCCUUCCCAUCCACUCUUGAGUCCAACCGGUCUACUCGGCAUCAUGGUCUGGUGGAGCGAGUCCAGAGGGACCGCCGGUUCAUCUCGCCGGUCAGACCGUACCGCAACCGACAAGUGGACAGUUCGCCGUAUAACUCCGCCUACCUGUCCCCGCCUCCUGACCCCAGCUGGAGAAGGAAUUGGUCCGGAAACUUCCCCGGGGAUAAAAGCCAGUUGUUUCGUCUCCCCACCACUGCACUCAACAGGACCAACUCUGACUCAGCCCUCCACACCAGCGUGAUGAACCCUCCCACAGGAGACCCCUUCACCACGGGAGGACCCACCCUCACCCCACAGAGCAACAGACGCACGGGUCAGAGUGAUGGAGAGGGCAGAAGAAUGUUUCCGUACCCCGUCCCACCCAUCGAAGAGAACGUGUUGGACGAGGGCAAACUGCUCAAACCCUGGGACACCAAGAAGUUGCCUCUGUUGUCGUCCCGCCCAAAGUCUUGUGAAGUCCCUGGUAUCAAUAUCUUUACGUCCCCGGAGCAGCCGUCCACGCCGGCUCACGGCGUCCCGUCAGCACUCAACACCGGCGGCUCGCUGCCCGACCUGUCCAGCCUCCACUUCCCCUCCCCGCUGCCCACGCCGCUUGACCAGGACGAGCCUGGCUACCCAGGAUCUUCCUCUCUGAGUGGGGGGAGCAGCACGGGGAACCUGGCCUCCACCCUCACUCAACUGGGCAUCAACGCCGCCAACGCACAGGGAGGCAAUGGCAACUUCCACCACCACACACAAGGUCUCCUGGCGGCUCUACAGAGCACGCUCAGUCACCCUCCCUGCAGUCAUCGCUAGCACCCCAACAUCCAAUCAUCUCUCAGCAGCCACUCCUUCUCCAACUCUCUGAGCUCUGCCUCUCUGCACUCGUCGCUCAGCAACCCUUCGCUGCAGUCGUCCCUCAGCUCCUCCCCCUCCCUGCAGUCCUCCCUCAGCAGCCAAUCGCUGCACUCCUCCCUCAGUAACUCCUCCCUUCAGUGCGUGUCCAGCAGUAACCCGGCUACCAAGCGAGUGGGCGGCUCCAGCUCCUGCUCCUCCUCCUACCCGCCGCUGCUGAGUGGACAGGGCCAGCCGCCACUCAGCACGUCGCCACGGAGACCGCAACUCUCGCCACUCAUCCUGCCCAUGGGAGGGGAGCCACGGAGGCAUCACUCCAAACAGUUCUCCCCCAUCUCCCCCCCCCUGUCCUCCAUCACACAGGGCGUCCCUCUGGACACCAGCAAACUGCCUCUGGACCAGAGGCUUCCUCCGUAUCCGCUCAGCCAGUCCCACCAGCCUCUCCCCGGUCUGCAGGGCUCCCAGCCAGGCCAGCAACCUUCUCCGCUGGGCCAACAACACCACCACCAACAGCUGCACCGCCUCCAGCAGCAACGGCCCAACGCUCAGCAGCAGCAGCAGCAGCAGCAGCAGCAGCAGCAGCAGCAGCAGCUCCACCUGCAGAACCUACGCAACACACACAACCAGCACAUGCAGCAGCAGCACUUUGGAACGCAGCAGCAGCAGCAGCAGCAGAGGCCCAUGGGGCAGCAGGUGAACACGGCGAACACGCAGCUGAUAAAGAACGAGCGGGCGAUGGAUCAGUGCGGCCUCCAGAGCUCGUCCUCGUCCUCGCAGUGUCACGUCAAACAGGAAGUGGACGGCCUCCCUCAGCUGCAGCAGAUCAGCCACAACCUGGCCACAGACCUCUACAACGAUGCCUUGUUCAACUCUCUCCUGGACGACCCGUACCUGAGUCUGCAGCUCACGGGCAAAUCCAACCAGCAGUUCACAGCAGACAACCAGGGCGACUGUCUGUCUCUGAACCACAGCGGGCUGAGCUGCGGCAGCACUGACAAGAACCAGUUCCCCUCCAACACCCACGGGCCCCUGGACAUGCAGGACCCCGGAGACCAGCAGCUCCUCAACAACCAGAACCAGAACUACAGCGGCGGGGACGGACGACUCAACGUGCCCAACAUCAUCCUCACUGGUGACUCACCGCCGGGUCUGUCUAAAGAGAUCGCCAGCGCUCUGUCUCACGUCCCCGGCUUCGAGAUGGAUCCCUUCUCUCUGGACGACCCGCUCAGGAUGGACCCGCUGGCUCUGGACAUGCUGGACGGUGACCUGAUGCUCGCCGACCCGGCAGUAGAGGACUCCUUCCGAUCCGACCGGCUGAAGUGACGCCCCGCGCCCCUCCCUCUGCUCCAGGAGCUCGGUGGGAAUCGGCGAAGAGACGGGCCACCCGGAUGGAGGUGGAGAGGACCGACCCACCACCUUACCACUCCCCCACCCUUACUCCCCCUCCAACCAGACGGUCUGCAGAGCGAGGUUUGGAAGAAACUCCGGCGAUGAGACGUGUCUGACCUGAGAUUUCUGAACAAACCGAAGGAGGGAGAAUUCUCCGUCAAAGGCACUUAACUGAAAAAACGCUCUCGCAAUGCUUGAAGUCAAGAAGACGCUUCUCUUUUUUUAGGCAUUAGCUUGUACGAGUCUUAUCUGCAUGUUAAUGGAAAAUGCACUCGCGUUAAUGCAACACGCAGGAAUAAAAAAUGCUCACGUCAACGUCGCCUUUACGUAACAAACCGUCUGUAAGAACCAGCAACGCUCGGAAGAACCCGAACAGCAGCAUUAUGCAGCCCGAUAACGUGGGGACGCUCCCUGAUCUCUGACUGUUCUCUGCUCCACGCCGGACAUCACGCCACGGGAAAGACAACGUGUCGUCAGGUUAGGAAAAAAAAAACAACCAAUCAGAGGUUCCCUCUGCUUUGACAGGAACUCAGCCAUGACUCAAAAAAGGAGCUAGACCAAACAGAUGCACUCGUCAAUCAGAAGAUGGUCGUACGCAGCUCAAACGUCCUCUCAGGAGUGCGGUGAAUCGUGAUGUUGCCCCGUGUGUCAAGUUUAAAUCAUCCUGUGAUCAUGUCGGACGCUUUCUUCAAAACACUUCGACCUCGUUUACAUGCUCCGAAUAUUCCCCCCCGAAAAAGAGAGACAGUAUUCACUGAGCUGUUUACGGCUCAGUUUAACACGUCCAAAAAGCUGCUGAUGUGAAAUGUUGGCUAGAGAAGACUGGACGUCGUCUCUGUGACGCCCCCUACAGGUUUCUCCCACCUGUCCAUCAAAGCGUCCACGCUCUUAAUUCUGCAUGAAGAAACAAGCGUCCGGUCUGAUCACUGGUGAUCAUAUUUUAGUUUAUGUGACGGAGGCUGAAACAUGUUGCUGCCCACAACAACAACGGCUUCACGCUUCGACGCUUUGAGCAGCUCUCCCACAUCUUCCGGUCAAGCGUCGAUCAUGUUUCAUCUCCCGUGAACACGUGAACACGUGUGCGUUCGCAGCAUCGUGUUUCAGCCUCGUCCUGACGUGUGCGUGUGCCUGCUGCUGUCUUUAGAUUUUACAGUCUCGUCCACAUUCCCUCCAACGGACAAAAGUCUUUGGUGAAUGCGCUGACGAUGCAUCGGAUGCACUUGCCUGUGGUCACGUGUGAUUGGCUGCAUUUCUAACAGAGAAUUAUGCAUUUCAACGAUGAAACUGAAUGUGUUGAAAGAGAACCAGAGGUUCGCAGCGGCUUCUCUCAGUUAUUGAAUUCAAACGUUUGAACAUGUGCAGGAACGCCCCUCAGGCUUCAGCUUCAUCGCUUUCAGGUCCAAGUUUUAAAGGGCGAUUCCACCAACGCUCAUGCUGUUUCAUCCAAACAAGCUGCAACUAAUCAUUACCAUAUUAUAGAUUAGUUAUUUUAUCAUAGCAUAUCUGAGAGCAGGAAACGAGCAGGGUGACCGAGGCUUGCUCAAAUACGAUUGGAGCACAGACCGAAAAGAGGCGGGACUUAGGAAGAGUUUUCAACAUUUCAUCUGCAGAUUUUAUCGCUAACCAUCCUCAUUUGUUUACGUGCUUUGUAACUACGCCCAGCAGUGAUGUCACGGCGUCCUGGAGUACACCUGUACAUCAUGUUCUGUUGUUGGUGGGAUUGCCCUUUAAAUCCCAGUCACUGUGAUUGACAGCCCUUAGCCCCGCCCUUUCUGCCUGCACUUUGCUGCACCUGUUUUUCAAGCCCCGCCCAGGGGGGUGGAGCAUAGCAACGUAUUUUUAUGUAACAAAGGUAAAAAAACAAAAAAAAAUCUUAUUAUUCUAAUUAUUCUGACUAUAAAGAAGUUUUAUUUUUUAAUCCAAAGUGGUUGAAAUCUGUAUGUAAAUAAUUUCUCAGAUAAUUAAAAAAAAUAAAACGUAUAAAAGUAUAUUUAAGAAGAAGAAGAAAAAAACCAGCUUGUAGAAGUUUGAAGUCGCUCGCGGUCGGAGAGAACAAACAGCGUGUGAGAGAAUUUAGAGUCCGUGUAGUUUUGAAAUGUUGUCUGGUCACGCCUGACGUCAGACCAGGUCCAGGCCCAAGUCCUGGUCCAGGUCAAAGUCAAGUCCUGGUCCAAGUCCUGGUGUUGUUUUUAGAGCUUCAGGAAGCUUUGCCAAUGCCGUCAGUUCAACCAUGAUCUCGACCAUUUAAUCUUUAAUUUCACAUCCAGCAUCAUCAAUAAUCCGUUUUCUACAAUAAUAUUUUUAUACAUCAUCAAGUAGAUUCUCCUCUGAUGCCAUUGGUUGACUGAGAGCUUACCUUGGGGGGGCGGGACCUCCCGUUAAAGGUUGCAAAGAUGAUUGACAGAAAAAAGUGUAAAAAAAAAAAAACAACAAAAAAUGCGAACGUCAAAAAAAAGAUUCUCGCAGCCGGUGACGAGAUUUCCCAACUUUAUUUAUUCAAAAUAAAUAUUUCUUAUUAUAUUUAUUUCAUUUAAACGACUUUGUUUGAAACUGUAAAAUAAAAAAAGCAGAAAUUGAAGAAAAUUCAAAUUUUUACAUCAAUUUGAUCAAAUCUAAUUUUCAAAAGUUGAAUUCAGGUUUUCUGUUUUCAUCUUUUUUUAUUAAUAAACUGAUAAAUGUUCGACUAACCGUUGAUCGUUUUGGAGGUUAUUAUCGCAGGUCUGGAAAGUCCUGGAAAUCUGUUUCCAGGUCUUGAAUGUUUCAGGAGAUGCAGGAGAAGUGAAAGUUUAUUGGAUGGAUUUCAUCUUUAAUGAGGCGCUGUAAAUAAGGUCGCGUCCUGACUAAUUAAUUAAUUAACGUGCCUGAAGUUUAACGAGUCCCGAGUCUGACUGCUGCCCUCUGCAGGUCAGUCCAGGUGUAGACGAGAAUUGCCGUCGAGUUCUGAGCAGAGAUCAGUCGUGUCGGCGCCGGCAGCCGACGGCGAGAUGAUGAUGUUAAUAAAAAGAAGUGCAAGGAAGGAGCAGCCAUGUUGGAUGAAAAUGUUACUGCACUAAAGUUACAAGCAGGAUGGAACUCGGUUUGAUGCGUUUGUCGAUUUUUCAGCAGUUUUUUUUUUUUUUGUUUGAUGCUUUUGUGACGCCGUGGUCAAAUGUUGGACAGAUUUUGUGUCAGGACAGAAAGUUGAUUUGGUUGAAGAACAAAAAAAAUCUUUUAAAAAGUUGUUUCUUCUUUUUCUUUUUAUUUCAGCUACUAGAAAAAAAUUAAAGUCAAACAACAGAAACUGAAAGAUAUAACUAAGUGUGUAAAUCACAGAAGACACCUGCGGGUCGUUAAGACCACCUACGGGUCGUUAAGGACACCUGCGGGUCGUUAGGGACACCUGCGGGUCGUUAAGGACACCUGCGGGUCGUUAAAACCACCUGCGGGUCGUUAAGACCAUCUGUGGGUUGUUAAGGACACCUGCGGGUCGUUAAGGACACCUGCGGGUCGUUAAGGACACCUGUGGGUCGUUAAGACCACCUGUGGGUCGUUAGCUGAGCAGUUGGAGCAAAUAUAUUGUGAAGAAAAUCUGAUCCAGUUUUAAUGAAGUUCUGAAGGUUCUGUACAGUAAUACCUGAAAACACUGAAAACACUUUGUGUCAGUGUUGGACAGACACUGGAGGACAAAAACAAAUCAGGUUCGUUUAGGACAACGAAAGCUCAUCAGUGAGGAUCAAAUCAGUUCUUUAAUUCUAAAGUUUUAUUUUGACACUUUCAGUCAUUUAAUUUGAAAACAGGCGUCACAAAGGUCAAAGGUCAGAAAUUCAGUCGAGGAAACAAAAAGUUGCUUCAGAAUAAAUCCUAUAAUUCACCUUUCUGUUCGUUACACUGACGUCAUCCUGUGUGUGUGUGUGUGUGUGUGUGUGUGUGUGUGUGUGUGUGUGUGUGUGUGUGUGUGUGACAGAAGCAUCUUGCCGUUAUGCAAUAAACCUGUUGUGAGUUAACAUGCAGUUCCAGACUCUGCCAGUAGGGGGAGCUGUUGACCAGCGAGGUUGUGCGUGUGUGUGUGUGUGUGUGUGUGUGUGUGUGUGUGUGCGUCCAGACUAGGGAUCAGUUAAAGGCCAUAUUUCAUAUUUUUUCACAUUUUUUAUUGAUGUUCAUGAAUCGCUCUCAUAUCCUUUAAUGUUAUUAGUUUUCAUGUUUUCGGCUCCGGAGGAUAAACUUCGUCGUUCUGCUUUUUAUUUGAAUAAUAAUUGUUUUGUUUUCUUCAGAUUUUUAUUUGAACCUUGUAAUAAAUAACCAGGGAAUGUUGAGUGUGUUGUACAUAUGAAUAUGUUUGUUUCAAACCAGAGGUGCUUCUGAAGCUAACAGGAGAGAUUUUUAAAGAGACUGUACCGUCACAUUAUUUUCCAGAAAAUAAACAAAUGAAACCUGGAA